AUCCUCCUCCCCUCGCGUCGCGUGGCCAACCAACCCGAUCCCGCGGCGAUGCCGGGCGGGCAGGCGCACGCGCACGAGGGGGACGGCGGCGGGAGCCAGUCGAACCACCGGCGGUCGCGCUCGCCGCCUCCGCCGGCGCUCCCCGUGGAGGUGGUGCCGGCGUUCCCGCCGCCGGAGUCGGAGGACGAGGAGUCCUGGGUGUGGAGCCAGAUCAAGGCCGAGGCGCGCCGCGACGCCGACGCGGAGCCGGCGCUGGCGUCGUUCCUCUACGCCACCGUGCUCUCCCACCCGUCCCUCCCGCGCUCCCUCUCCUUCCACCUCGCCAACAAGCUCUGCUCCUCGACGCUGCUCUCCACGCUCCUCUACGACCUCUUCCUCGCAUCCUUCACCGCGCACCCCUCCCUCCGCGCCGCCGUCGUCGCCGACCUCCUCGCCGCGCGCUCCCGCGACCCGGCCUGCGUCGGCUUCUCCCAGUGCCUACUCAACUUCAAGGGGUUCCUCGCCAUCCAGGCGCACCGCGUGUCGCACGUCCUCUGGGCGCAGCAGCGCCGCCCCCUCGCGCUCGCGCUCCAGUCCCGCGUCGCCGACGUCUUCGCCGUCGACAUCCACCCCGCCGCUUCCAUCGGCAAGGGCAUCCUCCUCGACCACGCCACCGGUGUCGUCAUUGGCGAGACCGCCGUUGUGGGGGACAGCGUCUCCAUUCUCCACCACGUCACCUUGGGAGGGACUGGGAAAGCUGUCGGCGACCGGCACCCCAAGAUUGGGGAUGGGGUUCUGAUUGGUGCUGGAGCGACGAUUCUAGGCAACGUGAAGAUUGGAGCCGGGGCUAAGAUUGGUGCCGGGUCGGUGGUGCUGAUAGAUGUUCCGGCAAGGAACACGGCGGUGGGGAAUCCAGCUAGGCUGAUCGGCCGGAGGCGGGGUGAGGCUGAGAGGGAUGAGGACAUGCCAGGGGAGUCCAUGGAUCACACAUCCUUUAUCGGGCAAUGGUCAGACUACAUUAUCUAAGGGCGACUAGCCGAGGUCUAUUUCCCUUCCUCUGUAUAAUCUGUGGUGUUGAUAUACCAAAAACUGAUGUACUUGAUGUGUUUUUCUAAUCUUUACUAUAGUGUGUAUCAUCACUUCAUCAGCUGUUUCGUUAGUCUAGUGCCAUGCUCAUGUACUGAUUACUGAUGAUUGAUGAGCCAAAUAAAGUUGUUUAUCUCCUGAUUUUACCAUUUUCUAGAUGAAUCAAGCUUCAAGGACACACUAGAAUGAGAUUUUAACUUUUUAAUGUGUAAAGAUGUUAUUUGAUGUUUCUGCCAUUUUAUGUGAUACAACUCUAGGACAUAUAUCAGUGUGCCACAAUUCAUAAUCUGAACGUGUGGAGUUGUUAUC
Molecule: messenger RNA, 1374 nt
Organism: Oryza brachyantha (malo sina)
Lineage: Eukaryota; Viridiplantae; Streptophyta; Magnoliopsida; Poales; Poaceae
Product: probable serine acetyltransferase 5
Exons: 1
Coding region: 49-1005 (318 amino acids)
Cellular component (GO): cytoplasm; cytosol
Molecular function (GO): L-serine O-acetyltransferase activity
Source: RefSeq, a predicted model, not a curated record